This is a messenger RNA of Lycium barbarum (goji berry), 982 nucleotides long. RefSeq lists its product as uncharacterized. The transcript has 6 exons. NCBI's taxonomy places the organism in Eukaryota, Viridiplantae, Streptophyta, Magnoliopsida, Solanales, Solanaceae. The record is from RefSeq and is a predicted model, not a curated record. Bases 64 to 747 code for a protein of 227 amino acids.
GACGUCGUAGGCUGGGAUAGGCAGCAAUAAAUAAAGAAUUCAAUUAAUAGAGCAGAAGAGAGAAUGGGUGGCGUUACGUUUUUGAAGAAUAGAUACUGGGUGGUGAGGCAUGGCAAAAGUUUUCCGAAUGAAAGGGGUCUCAUUGUUUCCUCCAUGGAAAAUGGAAAACUUGAACAAUAUAAGUUGGCUCCCGAAGGAAUCAAACAAGCAGAAUUGGCUGGAGAGUCCUUCCUAAAGGUACUCAAAGAAGAUAACAUACCACUUGAAAAUGUUCGAAUCUGCUAUUCUCCCUUCUCGAGAACCACGCAUACAGCACAAGUGGUUGCAUCAGUUCUAAACAUUUCUUUUGAAGGACCACAGUGUAUGGUUCUAGAUGAUCUUCGGGAGCGUUUCUUUGGUCCUUCUUAUGAACUUAAGUCUCAUGACAAAUAUCCUGAUAUAUGGGCUCUAGAUGAGAAAGACCCAUUCAUGCAGCCUGAAGGUGGAGAAAGUGUUGCAGAUGUUGUGACUAGACUCACGAAUGCAUUGAUUAACAUGGAGUCACAAUUUCAAGGAUGGACAGUGUUGGUGGUCAGCCAUGGUGACCCUCUGCAAAUUUUCCAGACAAUACUCAAUGCAGCUAAGGAUUACAGAGGAUCCUGUGAAAAUGACUUGGUCUCAAGAAUACAGGCAGUCAAAAUCCCUUCUGUUCUCUCACAGCACCGGAAGUUUGCUCUACAAACAGGAGAAUUGCGCUCAGUAGUUUAAUCCACAGCUUGAAUUGCACAUUCUGAAACAUUCUUUGAGCUCAUGCUUUUUCUUUCUGUAUACAUGGUGAAUCCCCUGACUGGUUUACCUGUCUCUACGGAGAAUAAUUUGGAAUGAAAAACAAUGAAGUAGAAAAUCAAAUAAAGAAGGAAGAAUAUCUCCUUUAUCAGGUGAGGUAAGCUGCUGAACAUGAGUACAUUCCUAAGAAAUGGAGUGUUUUAAUAUGCUUUUGGAA